Molecule: messenger RNA, 1404 nt
Organism: Dacryopinax primogenitus
Lineage: Eukaryota; Fungi; Basidiomycota; Dacrymycetes; Dacrymycetales; Dacrymycetaceae
Product: cytochrome P450
Exons: 10
Coding region: 1-1404 (467 amino acids)
Molecular function (GO): oxidoreductase activity, acting on paired donors, with incorporation or reduction of molecular oxygen; iron ion binding; monooxygenase activity
Source: RefSeq, a predicted model, not a curated record
AUGUACGUGCAUGGUUUCCCCUGUGCCUCGGAACGGGCAAACAUUCUAACUCUUUGGCGCUUUGGUGGGACAGUGUAUGCCAAGAACCCGCAUGCGGAGAUCGUCUCCGAGUUGGGAUAUCUCGGCGGCUACCCAAUGCUCGUUUCCCGCUCUCCUGAAGUUGCGAAACAGAUUCUAGGGGUUAAGACCGACUUCGAGAAGGACAAGAUGGUGCUGAACAGUGUUUCGCCGUUUGGGCCAAACGUUUUCGCUACGAAUAUUCAGGAUUGGCCCAGGCACAGGAAGGUCCUCCAGCCAGGAUUCACCACCCGAUUGUAUCAGGCGGUCUGGAAGGAGACGAUCAACACCUACUAUGACUUUAUGGCUGUUGAGAAGUGGGAGAAGGAACCAUCAUUCAUUAUGCCCGAUGUCCCGGCAAUCACUUCCAAGUUCGCGUUGUUACUUAUCGCCAAAUGCGGGUUUGGCACCAACCUCGCUUGGAACGAAGAAAUCGGCGUAAAGAUUACGAGCACUUCGGUGUUCAUCCUCGCGAUGCUACCGAGAUGGCUCUUCGAUCUUCCUCUAAAACCGCUUCGUCGUCUGCGGACGGCUCGGCGGUCAUUGGAGGUUAUUCUCCGCCGCCUAAUGGACAUACGCCGUGCUGAAGGACUGGACAACGACAUGAAUCACGACGUCUUCUCUCUUCUGCUCAAGGCGAAUGAUGCAGAGAAGGGAAGCAAGGACCAUCUGACUGACCAGGAGGUAGUCAGCAACGUCUUCCUCCUCCUCCUAGCCGGCCAUGAAACCACCAGCCGUUCUGUCGCGUCCACACUCGGUCUGCUGGCCUGUCAUCCAGAAGAGCAAGAGAAAGCAUACCAGGAGAUCGAGUCCGUGGUCGGACAGAAUCAAGAUCCGGACUUUGAGGACUUUGACCGUUUCGCAUUUGUGCAGGGCUGCUUCUUCGAGGGGCUGAGGAUGUUCCCCAGUUCUCCCGCACUUUUUCGCAUGGCUAUGCGAGACACCGUGCUCUCCGUACCUAAAUACGAUGGAAAUACCGAACACGUAGCAGUCAAGGCAGGACAAUUCGUCUGGGUUGACUGGAUCGGUAUCGGAUACAACGCUCGUGUGUAUCCGUCGCCGUACAACUUCAUUCCAGCACGCUGGCUUGAUCCCAAUACGGAGACUCUGUUUAACUUCUCGUAUGGACCCAGAGUUUGCAUCGGCAAAAAGUUUGCGAUCACAGAGGCUGUCGGCGUUCUCACACUGAUCCUGCGUGAUUAUCGCAUUGAGCCGGUGCUGAAAGAGGGCCAGACCAGUCGUGAAUGGGAGGAGGAGUGGCUAGAAAGGGGACAAGAAGCUGGCGUUGGGUUUGGCCCAAAAGGGUACUCCGUGCAAUUCAUCAGGAGGUCUGCUAUUCAGAUCUAG